Molecule: messenger RNA, 2196 nt
Organism: Ciona intestinalis (vase tunicate)
Lineage: Eukaryota; Metazoa; Chordata; Ascidiacea; Phlebobranchia; Cionidae
Source: RefSeq, a predicted model, not a curated record
UGGGGAAUGUGGGAUAUUUUGAACAAACUAUAUCCCAUCUUACCCCACAAUGCUAUAAUAGAACGUGGUAUAUGGUUAAAUUUCAGAAACCACAAAGGUUUGGAACAUGAGAAUCAUUAGAAAGACGAACUUUUGGGUUUGUGUGGCCGUGGUUUUAUUACUGGGCGUUAUUUAUCACAUACAUAAAAAUCGCAUUGAAAACAUUCAAAGCAAAGUUGCCGCUGUAAAAAAAGGAAUGACGGAAAAGGAGUUUACAAGAACCACUGGUGCAAAUGGUGGAGAAACGACGGAAGAGGAUGAUGCAUUGACUACGGGGCGGACGCAGGAAGAAAACAAAAAAACAACUGAAGAAGUUUCAUCAAAAACAACCGGGAAAACAGAACCUUCUAAAGAAGAUAAAUGUCGUGUACAAGAUUACAACGAUAUUAGUUCAAUCCAACCGAGGAUUAAAUUAAACCCAAACAAGUUUUUACUCCCCUCUUUAGUUUGGGGACCAAACAACCAACUCUUGGGGUUUUUGGAUUCAAUCGUUGUGGCAAUUAAACUAAACAGGACCCUUGUCAUCCCCUUGUUUUUCAAACAUUCAUCGGAUGGUGGAAUGAACAGUUUGACUUCUGCCCUAAAUCGGAUAGACAUCUUAUAUUUGGCUCAUGCUAUUUCUAUAAUUGACCUCGACCGUUUUAAGAAAAUAACUGGCGGAUCAGUGGACGUUGUGUUUCAGACCAAAGUCACCGAAGCAGUCUCGUCAGGUAUUCUUACUGGCGAAAACAAAUUGGGAGUUAGAGUGAUUCGAGACUCUGAGUUUCCUAAAGGUCGCAUGAUGCCUGGGUGGGAGGUGGAGAAUCAAGUGGGUGAGCUUGAUAUCGAUGAUCUACCGAAGACGUACAAGACAGAUCUUCGCACAGCCAUGAUAGUAAAUCCUUUUCAAUCGCUACGUUUAUCCCCAGCAGAAGGUUUCGCCUCACAACCGUUCAAUACGAUAAACAAACUGACCGAGGAGGAAAUUUUGAAAUCACCAGCUAAUAUCAUUAUGGAUUUUGCGACUUAUUCGAUUAAAAGGCCCCCAUAUGCUGUUUAUAUAGCGGCGGAUUUCGUGAAGAAAAUUAUAAAUUCAGACUACAUGGCUGUACAUUGGCGUUACAAUUGGAACCUAAUUUCGGUGAACUGCGACUUGGAAAAACUGUGGAACAUACAACCGCGCGGAAGAGUUUGUGGUAGAACAAUCCAACCUAAACAGAUGGCAGAUGCUAUAGCAAAGAAAGCUUUGGAAAUAAAAAAAGAGAAAAACUUGGAUUCGUAUCUUCCGAUCUAUAUAGCUGCGCCCGGGGACCUGGAGGGUUUUGUGGGGAAAGUAUCGGAGGAAAUUGCGAGCUUACUUAAAGAAAAAUCUCCGAAAAUAUUUCUACCUAAGGACUUGAAAGCGUUCGUGGACACGGAGUAUCCUCCUGAGGUGUGCGGGUCAAUCCGGCCAACUGAGAACGAGUUAAUAUCCUUGCUAGAAAUGCAGUUGUUUACAACGAGUUUAUCGUUUUUAUAUUCGGAAGAUUCAACUUUAUCGAGUGUUAUAAAACACAACCGAAGAUCCGAGUCUCAUCCCUAUGAUAGCCCAGUGUAUGAACUGAUAACUGGUAUCAAAAAGAACUCAAGGCUUCGUUAAACCAUUUGUAUAUAUAGUGUGGGGAGAGAUGGAACACUUCAUCACAUAAUAUCGAAAUACUCUGAUCGUGUUUAAACAAUCAACAACGGUCAAUUGCAGUUUUGAGGAUACGGUUUAUAAUUCUUUGAGUGUUUUUUACUACCAAAUGGGACGACAGAAUGGAAUUAAACGGUGUCCCAUCUCCACCCCCUAUUAUAUAGUGUAGGGGGUAAGAUGGAUACCGUCAGCGCAUAGUAUUCCAGUUUCCUACUCAAGUUUUUAACGGUUUAAUAUUAAACAAUGCUCCUUUAAAGUCGUAAAAAAACGGUUAUAUAUAAUCCUGUGAAUAUUCUUUGUUUACUGCUAAAUAGAACGAUAAAAAAGCAUGGAAAAAGUACCUUGCCCCAACCCACUAUAAAACGCAUUUAAAAUUGAUAACUACCCACUGUACUUAAGCGUAUAGAUCAAUAUUUAUCGUUUUGCGCAAAAUGUCUCGUUAUUUCUUUUUCGCUUACGGGUGCAAUGAUAUCAAUACAGAAAUAAUUUGAAGUUAAAUGUAA